Molecule: messenger RNA, 898 nt
Organism: Aplysia californica (California sea hare)
Lineage: Eukaryota; Metazoa; Mollusca; Gastropoda; Aplysiida; Aplysiidae
Product: 39S ribosomal protein L48, mitochondrial
Exons: 7
Coding region: 237-824 (195 amino acids)
Cellular component (GO): mitochondrial ribosome
Source: RefSeq, a predicted model, not a curated record
UCUCUUGGCUUUGCAGGCCUUGUCUCACAGAAACAGUUUACAACACUCACAAUAUUCACUUUUAGCUGCUGCACUAGAUUCAGUGUCCUACACUGUAAGACACUUGGCACUGACACUUUUUUCUUUACUGGUGUUUAAAUGCUGACUAGCCACUUGAUGGUAAUUGGCUGAUCCCCAUAUAACUCAGUUUGCGUGUUACGGGGGAAAUACGGGAACUGAAAGUGUGAAAGUGAAAGAUGAAUUCGAGGUCAGUAUGCAUUACAUGGUCCAUGAGAAACUACCUCCAGAAAGCCCUAUUGAACCAAUCAUCACACAAAGUGGGACUUCAGCUGGAAAGGAGAUUACUUUCAACUCCAUCAAAAUGGCAUGGCCUGUUUGAACCAAGUGAUUUGAAAUUGGAACCAGAUAUUCCUGAGUUCAAGGCCCUACAUAUUCGAAUGAGAGGUUAUGACUUUCCAAUUUUGGAGUCAUAUGCAAAGCGUGUGCACAGUAUCUUGGACACUAUGUUCGAACUUGAUACAGAUGCAUUUCCAGCUCCUAGCAAGUCCACAGAGGUGCGAACUUUCCACCCUCGAUCUACGGCUGUAGCUGACAAAUAUCAGCUGAACAAAUAUGAGAGGACUGUAAUGGCAGAGGAUGUUCCCACAACUACAGUUCCCCUGAUUGUACAGUUUUUAAGGAAGAAUUGUCCAGAAGGCGUGGAUGUAGCUGUGAAAGAGCCCGACACAGAUGAGGAAGAGUUCCGCUUUGUCCCAGAUUAUGAAGUCAACGAUUUACUGGCUGAGAAGGCUGCAAUAGAAGCUGGCAAACUGAGAAAGAAAUAAUGUAUAUCGUCUUGAGCUUGUGUUGACUUGUGAGUGCUUGAAAAGUCAAAUAAAUGAAUGUGAAGAUAAUUGUU